Messenger RNA from Cimex lectularius (bed bug), 2725 nucleotides. Its product is annotated as pre-rRNA processing protein FTSJ3. Gene Ontology annotation, biological process: maturation of LSU-rRNA from tricistronic rRNA transcript (SSU-rRNA, 5.8S rRNA, LSU-rRNA); maturation of 5.8S rRNA from tricistronic rRNA transcript (SSU-rRNA, 5.8S rRNA, LSU-rRNA); rRNA methylation. Gene Ontology annotation, cellular component: preribosome, large subunit precursor; nucleolus; nucleus. The transcript has 13 exons. Gene Ontology annotation, molecular function: rRNA (uridine-2'-O-ribose)-methyltransferase activity; rRNA (guanine) methyltransferase activity. The record is from RefSeq and is a predicted model, not a curated record. The coding region runs from base 102 to 2627 and encodes 841 amino acids. NCBI's taxonomy places the organism in Eukaryota, Metazoa, Arthropoda, Insecta, Hemiptera, Cimicidae.
GCGUCAAGCACGCUUCGUGUAACCUACUAGCACGUGGUUAGUCUGUUCCUGACUCCUGCGGUCAGAACUAAGUUUUUCCCGACGAUUCCUAGGUCGCCAAAAUGGGGAAAAAGUCCAAAAUCGGAAAACAGAGGAAGGACAAGUUCUACCAGUUGGCGAAGGAGACAGGGUUUCGUUCCCGUGCGUCUUUCAAGCUGAUCCAGCUCAACAGGAAGUUCGAAUUUCUUCAGAAGUCCAGAGUCCUGCUGGACCUCUGCGCCGCUCCUGGAGGAUGGAUGCAGGUCGCCAAGCAGAACAUGCCAGUUUCUAGUAUCGUCAUAGGAGUUGAUCUUUUUCCAAUAAAACCCAUUCCUGGGUGUGUUUCUUUGAUCGGUGACAUAACAACUGACAAAUGUCGUCAUGACAUUGCGAAGGAGCUGCAGACAUGGAAAGCCGAUGUCGUACUAAAUGACGGUGCUCCGAAUGUCGGUCAGAAUUGGCUUUAUGACGCAUAUCAGCAAGCCUGUUUGACACUUGGUGCUUUGAAAUUGGCCACGCAUUUUUUGAAAGAGGGCGGCUGGUUUGUUACUAAAGUUUUCCGCUCGAAGGACUACAACCCUCUCCUCUGGGUUUUCAAGCAGCUUUUUAAAAAAGUGCAUGCCACAAAGCCUCAAGCAUCUCGUAAUGAAUCGGCUGAAAUUUUCGUCGUCUGCCAACACUACCUGGCGCCUGCGAAGCUUGACGAGCGCUUCCUCAAUGCGAAAUACGUUUUCAAAGAACUGGAGCUGGAACCGAGAAAUAAAUUUAAUAUUUUACAUCCGGAGAAGCAGAAGAAAGCGAAAGCAGAAGGCUACUCCGAACUCCGAGGAAUUUACCACACAGUUAAAGCGACCGAAUUCAUUAAGAGUGAAGAUCAUGUCGAACAUCUGCAGUAUGCUUCUUGUGUUAUUUUUGAUGACCCUGAGAUUCAAAACGAUCCAGAAACAACUAAUGAGAUCAAAGAGUGUUGUAAGGACAUCAAAGUGCUUGGAAGGAAAGACCUGAGGUCAAUUCUGAACUGGGCAAAAUCGAUGAAGAAAAAAUACUACCCGGAAGAGAAAAAACCGGAGGUGUUAGUGAAGGACGAUGAAAAUGAGGGCAAGAGUGAAAUUGUGCUGUCUGAAGAUGAACAAGAAUUGAAAGACAUUGACGACAAAAUUAACGAACUUGAGACCGAAGAGGCUCGGGAGUUGAGGAGGAAGAAAAAACGGGCAAACAAGGAACGCAGCAAACUACAGGAGAAGCUGAACCUAAAGAUGAUUGUGAAAGGAGAUGAUGGCCCUGUUGAGGAAGACACUAUGGAACCACUUUUCAGCCUGGAACAGAUUCAAACCAAAAAAGCGCUGGAUAUGGUGUCAGACCAACAGCCGAAUGUCAAAGCGAACAGCGAUUCUGAAUAUGAUUCGGACGAUGGUGUUGGCGCGUACCGCUCUAGCUACAUCCCUUACGACAGUGAAAAGUCACAUUUGGACAAAUCUGGCAAAUUUUAUACAGAAGAAUCUGAUAAAAGUGAUGAAGAAGACGAGAGUGAUUACGACAGUGGCGAAGGCUUAGGAUUUGAAGAAGGCGAUGAAAAUGAUAAAAACGCAAAAAAGAAAAAAGUACGAUUUUCACUUGAUGAUAAGGAUGAAGAAAGCAGUGAUGAUGAUAAAGAAAGCAAUCCUUUACUCACUGAUCUAGAUCCGAGAGAUAGGGAGACCAAGAGGCUUCAAAAAGCACAACUUUGGUUCCAGAAGGAUAUUUUUAAAGGACUCGAGAAGGGUGAAGAUGAGGAAUUUGAACUGGAGCAGAUGGCAGAGUCUAUAAUUAAAAAGGGAGGAAAUAUUAUUGGAAAAGACGUUAAACAGGAAAAUGGAAAAGAAACAGAAGAGAAAAGCGAGGACGAAUACUCCAAUUCAGAUUCUGAAGACGCGAUGAGCGAAGAUGAUUCUGGUUUGGAUCUUGAAAGUAGCCAGCCUCCAAGAAAGAAAACAAAAGUGCUUAAAGAUGACGAAUUUGAAGUUGUACCAAAAGGUAAAAAAAAUAAAAAGAAGGAAAAGCUCUCAGAACGAGAAUUGGCUUUGGGAUCGAUGAUGGUGGUGUCGAAGAAGGCCAAGAGGGACUUGAUAGAUGGAGGGUGGAACAGAUACGCUUUCAAUGAUGAAAAUCUCCCUGACUGGUUUGUCGAAGACGAAAAGAAAUUCAUGAAGAAGGAACUGCCCGUUCCGAAAGAACUGGAGGAAGAGUAUCGUAAGAAAUUCCAAGAGAUCAACUCUCGUCCAAUCAAAAAGGUAAUCGAGGCCAAGGCAAGGAAGAAAAAGAGGGCUCUCAAGAAGAUGGAACGUGCCAAGAAGAAGCUUGAAGGGCUCAUGGAAAACCCAGACGUCUCAGAACGAGAAAAAGCCCGCCAGAUAAAAAGGUUAUACAAAAAAGCAAAGGAGCCGAAGAAGGAAACAACAUACGUAGUCGCGAAGAAACAUACUUCAGCCAAACGUAUGAGGAGGCCACCCGGAGUUAAAGGCAACUACAAAGUAGUCGAUCCAAGGUUGAAAAAAGACACCAGGGCGAAACUCGCCUCAGCGAAAAAAGGGAUGAAAGGGGCCAAAGGGAAAAAAGGAAAAGGCAGAUAAUUGUAAAUAUCUUCCAGGCUGAUCAAUUCGAUGAAAUUUUAACUGUGUACAUAAUUAUUAAUUUUACAUAUUUAUGUAAAUACAUUAAUUUUAUAACA